Molecule: messenger RNA, 2178 nt
Organism: Nannizzia gypsea CBS 118893
Lineage: Eukaryota; Fungi; Ascomycota; Eurotiomycetes; Onygenales; Arthrodermataceae
Product: chromatin assembly factor 1 subunit p60
Exons: 6
Coding region: 1-2178 (725 amino acids)
Biological process (GO): nucleosome assembly; DNA replication-dependent chromatin assembly
Cellular component (GO): CAF-1 complex; nucleus
Molecular function (GO): protein binding
Source: RefSeq, a predicted model, not a curated record
AUGAAGGCCACCCCUCUGCUGAUUGCCUGGCACGAUGACAAUGCCCCUAUCUACUCGGUGCACUUUGACCCUCAUGGCAAGGGCCGACUAGCAACCGCUGGGAAUGAUAACAAUGUUCGCCUGUGGAAGGUCGAGUCGACGGGAGAAGAGCGCAAGGUUACCUACCUAAGCACUCUGAUCAAGCAUACGCAGGCCGUCAAUGUUGUCCGCUUCUGCCCCAAAGGAGAGAUGCUGGCAUCUGCCGGAGACGAUGGCAACGUCCUUCUCUGGGUUCCAUCCGAGACACAAACACAGCCGGGGUUUGGACAGGAAGCAUUGGACGAUAAGGAAACAUGGCGAGUAAAGCACAUGUGUAGGUCGUCGGGAGCAGAGAUAUACGACCUAGCAUGGUCUCCAGACGGUGUCUUCAUCAUCACGGGCAGCAUGGACAACAUUGCUCGGAUCUACAAUGCUCAGACAGGCCAAAUGGUUCGACAGAUUGCUGAACACUCUCACUACGUACAAGGUGUUGCCUGGGACCCUUUGAAUGAGUACGUGGCAACACAAUCUUCCGAUCGAUCGGUGCAUAUAUACGCUCUCAAGACAAAAGACGGCCAGUUCACCUUGACAACGCAUGGAAAGUUCCUGAAGAUGGACUUACCCGCGAAACGGGUAGCUUCAAGCAGCCCGGUGCCUGACUUUGGCGGGAACCGAGUUCAAUCAACCUCAGGGAACCCCAUGACUGUGUCCUCCCCCGGCGCUUCAACCCCGGGCACUCCAUUGACGGCUCCCUUGCCUAUGGAUCCUCCACCUGUCUCGCUCAGUCGCCGUUCCUCGUUUGGCUCCUCACCAUCAAUCCGCAGGUCAGCAUCGCCAGCACCUUCUAUGCCAUUACCUGCUGUGAAGCCUCUCGAAGCUGCUUCCCCGGGACUCUUCGGCGGAAUAGGUGUAAAGAAUGCUAGCAUUUAUGCCAACGAGACCUUCAACUCUUUCUUCAGGCGUUUGACAUUUGCCCCAGAUGGUAGCUUGCUAUUCACGCCUGCCGGACAGUACAAGGUCUCCCUUGCCGGUCAGAACGAUAAGGUUGUGGAGGAUAUAAUUAACACAGUAUAUGUCUAUACCCGCGCCGGUUUCAACAAGCCACCAAUAGCACAUCUCCCAGGACACAAGAAGCCGUCUGUUGCAGUUAAAUGUUCUCCAGUAUACUAUACAUUGAGGCAAGGCACCAAACCUACUCGCCAGAUCUUUCUGGAUUCCUCAUCCGCUGAAGAGGCAUUCCCGCCUCUCCCGGACUCUGUCAUCUCCCAGCCAGCUAUGGAACCUCCAUUAAGCGCACCGCCAUCGGCUACUAGCGAGACUCCACGUCCUUUUCCUCAGUCGGGAGCAAAUGAAAGUGACACUGGGUCACAGAAUUCCCCAAUUCCACCGGUAUUUGCGUUGCCGUAUCGGAUGGUCUACGCUGUUGCAACUCAAGACGCAGUUCUAGUAUAUGAUACGCAGCAGCAGACACCGCUUUGUGUAGUAAAUAACCUGCACUUUGCUACCUUUACCGAUCUUUCCUGGUCCCAUGAUGGGCUUACUCUCAUAAUGAGCUCCUCUGAUGGGUUCUGCUCAUCUCUCUCCUUUUCACCCGGAGAGCUAGGCCAGAUUCACACCAUAGAAAAGCCGCACCCGAUUUCCUCCAAUGUGGGGACACCGUCAACUGCUCCCGCUGUACAAUCGCCCAUAUUGUCUUCUCCACGCAAAAAUUCCGCAGGCAAGGCAUCUUUAGCGGCAAUCGGAACGCCGGCGCCAACCCCAACCGCAGUCCCUGCUCGUGCAGCUAGCUCCGGUCCAGCCACACCUUCCUCGUCAACUUCCAAGGCAGCCGCCGUAGUAAAUAACCCGACUCCUAUCCUUGGCACUGUACCCUCGGUGACCGCCACGAACUCUAGCCAGCCAUUUAGCACGCCACCGGAAACCCCCAUGUCAUCCCAUAGCGCUACCAAUUCUAUUAGCGGAAGUGUCCUGGGGAAGCGAGAUCUGAGCACGGUGAGCGAAUCCGAGAAAGAGGAUUCUCACGACAAGGAUGAAGAAGACCAAACAGGAAACAAAACCGCCCAUCGAGAGCCAAAGAGAAAGCGAAUCGCACCGACCCUUAUUUCUCCUGCAAGCUCAGGGAUGCCAAACUCAGAGGAUUCCAGUAAACCAUCCAGCUAA